AUGCCUCCAGUAGUGAGCAGUAGAGAUCAGUCAUCGCUAACUGACGAAUUAUUGUUCGAUUAUUGGCCAAGAUAUUUCAAGCGUUCAUCGGAUGACCGUUCUGUGAAUGGUGUGGACGAAUCGCAUUGUGCCGAACAAACAACGGUGAUAUUCUCACUUCGGGAGAAAUCUGGAGCGUUGGCCGAGACGUUGAAACUUUUUCAGUCAGAGUUCCGACAAGAAACGCUGCUUAUGAUGCUUGUUAUUCAGGAGAACGACGUCAGUUUGACACAUAUUGAAUCGAGACCGUCGAGAACGCGUAAAGGAUGUUAUGAGUUUCUGGUGGAAUGUGAUGAGAACGCACGAAAAGAAUCAAUUGAAGAGGUGAUCAACCGACUGAAGAAACAAACGACGAAUCUGGUCGUACACGACCACAAUUCGGCACUGAAACAAAAUAAAGAAUCUGUGCCAUGGUUUCCGGCAAAAAUCUCCGACAUCGACAAAUUUGCGAAUCGCGUUCUGAGUUAUGGUGCAGACCUGGAUGCUGACCAUCCAGGCUUUAAAGAUCCUGUAUAUCGUGCUAGACGCAAACAUUUCGCUGAUAUUGCCUUCAAUUACAAGCAUGGUGAGAAAAUUCCGACAGUUGAAUAUACAGACGAGGAAAUCAACACAUGGCGUAUAGUAUACAAUGAACUGACACAACUCUAUCCAUCACACGCUUGUGCUGAAUUCAACUACAUAUUUCCAUUGCUGCAGCAAAAUUGUGGCUAUGGGCCGGAUAAAAUUCCACAAUUGCAGGAAGUUUCGGACUUUUUGAAGAGUUGUACCGGCUUCACGUUACGUCCGGUUGCUGGUUUGUUGAGUUCACGCGAUUUUUUGGCCGGUCUCGCUUUCCGAGUGUUUCACUCGACACAGUAUAUCCGACAUUCAUCUGUGCCCAACUAUACACCUGAACCUGAUAUCUGUCAUGAACUCCUCGGUCAUGUCCCAUUGUUUGCUGAUGUGGGUUUUGCGCAGUUCUCACAAGAGAUCGGUUUAGCGUCGUUGGGUGCAUCCGAUGAGGUUAUUGAGAAGUUGGCAACGUUGUAUUGGUUCACUGUGGAAUUCGGAGUUUGCUUACAACACGGCGAACGGAAAGCUUUUGGUGCGGGUUUGCUGAGUUCAUUUGGGGAGUUGCAGUAUGCACUCUCUGAUAAGCCGGAAAUCGCACCGUUCGAGCCAGCCGUAACAUCCGUGACCAAAUAUCCGAUUACGAGCUAUCAACCGAAAUACUUUGUGGCAAAUUCUUUUGCAGAUGCAAGGGCUAAAUUAACAGCAUGGGCAGCCACGAUUGAACGUCCGUUCCAAGUGCGUUACGAUGCGUAUACUCAACGAAUUGAGAUGCUUGAUAAGAUAUCGACAGUACGAAGACUUGUACGAGAUAUUAAAGGUGAAAUCGCCACUCUCGAAGAUGCAUUGAUGAAAAUGGAACCAAUAAUGUAG
Anisakis simplex (herring worm) is the source of this 1461-nucleotide messenger RNA. The record is from the annotation of a GenBank genome assembly. NCBI's taxonomy places the organism in Eukaryota, Metazoa, Nematoda, Chromadorea, Rhabditida, Anisakidae.